Messenger RNA from Fonsecaea multimorphosa CBS 102226, 1338 nucleotides. RefSeq lists its product as uncharacterized. Gene Ontology annotation, cellular component: ERMES complex; endoplasmic reticulum. Gene Ontology annotation, biological process: mitochondrion organization. The coding region runs from base 1 to 1338 and encodes 445 amino acids. The transcript has a single exon. Lineage: Eukaryota; Fungi; Ascomycota; Eurotiomycetes; Chaetothyriales; Herpotrichiellaceae. The record is from RefSeq and is a predicted model, not a curated record. Gene Ontology annotation, molecular function: lipid binding.
AUGUCCCUAACCUUCACGCAAGGCUUCCUCCUAGGCCAGCUCUCAGUGGUCGUCUUCUUGGGCUGCUUCAUCAAGUUCUUCAUCUUCGGCGAGGCACCGCCUUCUCCACGUUCGCCACGCACCUCUCGCACCUCUCGCCCUCCCAAACACGUCCGGACCACGUCCACGUCCCUCCAUGGCCUCGCGUCCUCCAAAACCCCCGCGCCGCAGUCGGCGUUGAGGACCACGGGCAGCAGCGCCGCCAACAUCCUCCGCCCCGUACCCACCAAUGCCACUGACAUCGCCUCGAUCCUGCGCAAGACUUACUACCAGAUGCCCCCGAGCCGAGGUGGUGGUGGUCACGGGCACGGGCACGGCAAGCAGCACCAGCAGCACUCGACGCAUCAGCCCGAGAGUCUUGACUGGUUCAACGUCCUGCUCGCUCAGACAAUAGCACAGUACCGCCAGACGGUCUACAAUCUGCGGGACGCCUCGGGAAACUCCUCAGCGAUACUAGCAAGCCUCGAGGCGACCAUUAAUGAUCCUGAAAAGAGGCCGUCCUACAUAGACAACAUCAAAAUCACCGAGGUUUCCAUGGGCGAGGAGUUCCCCAUUUUCAGCAAUGUUCGUGUUAUUGCCGUUGAUGACGAUAUGUCAACUGCCACCGGUGGUAGACUGCAAGCUCUGAUGGACGUCGACCUGUCUGACGACAAUCUCACUCUAGCUAUCGAGACCGCGCUCAUCCUCAACUACCCCAAACCCUUUUCUGCUGUGCUGCCAGUCGCUCUCGCUGUCUCGGUCGUAAGGUUCUCGGGCACGCUUUGCAUAAGUUUUGUCCCUGCUACCGAGGACGACCCAUCCAGCGAAAACAAGCAUGCCUCCUCGGGCAAGCCCAAAACCAAUCUCGCCUUUUCAUUCCUCCCCGAUUACCGGCUCGAUCUUUCUGUUCGCAGCUUGAUUGGAUCCCGCACUCGCUUGCAGGACGUGCCAAAGAUUGCCCAGCUGGUGGAAGCUAGAGCACAAGCGUGGUUUGAAGAGAGGGUGGUCGAGCCAAGAGUGCAAGUGGUUCCUUUGCCCGGCCUGUGGCCACGGAUGGGCAAGACCAGGGUGAGGGAAGGCCAGGACGAGGAGCGGCCUUCUACUCAAGAUGACCGCCGGUCGUCUUCAUUCGUUGAUCAUCGCAAAGAGCCGAAGCCAGAAGACCAAUUUCCCUCUCAAGAAGAAACUGAGAGGAUCUUCGAGGGCAUUAGGUGGCGUACUGGUCACCAUCGUUCCGACAGUCAAGUCAUCGAACAUGAAGAUGAUGCCCCAACUCCACAACCCUUGCAAGCUAUGCCCGGGGCUCUUCCAGCUUCAUGA